Molecule: messenger RNA, 1955 nt
Organism: Linum trigynum
Lineage: Eukaryota; Viridiplantae; Streptophyta; Magnoliopsida; Malpighiales; Linaceae
Source: the annotation of a GenBank genome assembly
ACCCCGCGAAAUUGUUUUUGGCCCAAUAUAAUGGGCUCAGUUGAGUUUCUGCCAACCUGUAACCUGGCUCGUUAUAGCGGGUGGGUCCAUAACUUUUCAUUGCUGUUGUUAAUAGAAAGACUUCCGGUUCCUGCAACUUGUUGAGUUUACUUGCAUCACGAGCCGAGAAAAUGUCCUGGUUAGCGAGGUCUAUCGCCAACACUCUCAAGCUCGACGACGAUGAUGCCGACGGGAGUGAAGAUCAUCAUAACCUUAGCGCCGGCGAAUCUGGUGCAAAGGACCCGAAAUCUUCUCCAACCGCUGAGUCUGAUGAACAUUCGCCGUCGUCAACAAUCAGUUCCACAACUCCCCGCGGCGUCAAGGAAGACAUCUCCGAGAUCACCAAGACCCUAAGUCGCCAGUUCUGGGGGGUCGCCUCGUUCCUCGCUCCCCCACCCGAAUCUCCUAGCCCUCCCGCCCGCGGCCAGAUCUCCGAUGAUUCGAUCGAGGAACCCGAUUAUCGGCAGCUUUUGGAUCCGGACGAGACUAAUGAAGAUCUGAUUGAAGGAAUACGGAGUGAUUUCGCUGAAAUCGGUGGGAGAUUCAAGUCCGGCAUCUCCAAGCUAUCGACUAAUAUGGCGGUCUCGGAGAUCACAAAGAUCGCCUCGAAUUUCCUGCAAUUCGCUUCGGAGGGAGAUGUGAACGAUGCGGACUUGAUUGGUAGCGCCGUCGGUGUGACCGAGGAGGCUGUGGCCUUCGCUAGGGAUGUUUCUAUGCAUCCGGAGACUUGGCUUGACUUUCCCCUUCCAGAAGAUGACGAUUUUGAGGAUUUUGACCUGUCAGAUGCCCAACAGGAGCAUGCCCAAACUGUUGAGCGCCUUGCCCCAAGGUUAGCUGCUCUUAGGAUUGAACUCUGUCCUGGUUAUAUGAGCGAGGACUGCUUUUGGAAAAUUUACUUCGUCCUUCUGCACCCUAGACUUAGUAAAGAAGAUGCUUUACUGCUGUCUACUCCACAGAUAAUGGAAGCUAGGGCAAUGUUAUCUCAAGAACUACAGAGGAGAGCAAAGACAAAGCCCAGUUCAGGUUUCUCAGAACCUGAUGCUUCAGUAGUAUCCAAAGAAGAUGGUGGUGAUUCAUCCCAGGAAGCUUAUCUUUCAGUGCCGUCUCAAAACGAAUCUGGUUCCAAGGAUGCUCCAGUUACAGCAGUGCCAUACAGUGCUGCUAUAGGUGGUGAAGCAGAAAAAGAGAAGCACCCAGUCCAAAGUACCGAAGUGGAAAUAGUCGACAAAGCUGUUGUCGAGGAAGAAAUAGUUCCUCUCCAGAAUAAUAAGCAACAGUUGAACCCAUCUGCUUCGAGCUCAUAUUCUCAUGCUGCAAAUGAUAAAUACGAGGAUGAUGGUGACGACUGGUUGAAAGACGAAAGUUCUGAAAUGGUUGGUGGUGGUGGUGGUGGUGCCAGUGGGACUAUGAAACAUAUUGAAGAUGACGAGGAUGUGUCAUUUAGUGAUCUGGAAGAUGACGAUGAAGGGGAAGUGCCUAUAACCUAUAAAAAGUAACAACCUCAGAUGGUUCAGCCAAAGAUUCACGGGACUGGGUUGAGCUGAGCAGAAGUUGAGGUGACUCGGUGAAGGACAUUAAUCCUAUAAAUGCAAAAGGUGGUAGCGGCGGACAGGCAAUUUCCCAACCAUCUGAGAACAGUGGAGCUAAUGGUUGGCUAGAUGUUUGAGAACAUCGUAGUGAUUUGAUGAACGAGGGUUAAGCCUCAAGUAAGGUGAGCGUUUUCUGCAAUCCUUUUCUUUCCCCCCUUUUCUGCUGCUGUGAAUAUCUUAUGUCCUGCAUAUGGUGUCCUCUCUCUUCAGUCUGAGUCAGGCUGAAGGGAACUCUCUACGCGUGUACAUAUAGCUGAACCUGAAAUCGGAUGUUAUGGUGCUCAUGAUAUGUGUAUCUGUGCUGUGUAAUAAUUUCUUUUCCCAUUC